Anopheles arabiensis is the source of this 20878-nucleotide messenger RNA. RefSeq names its product maternal B9.10 protein-like. Bases 2002 to 2913 code for a protein of 303 amino acids. Gene Ontology annotation, biological process: negative regulation of mitotic cell cycle; negative regulation of cell population proliferation. Lineage: Eukaryota; Metazoa; Arthropoda; Insecta; Diptera; Culicidae. The record is from RefSeq and is a predicted model, not a curated record. The transcript has a single exon. Gene Ontology annotation, cellular component: nucleus; cytoplasm.
CUUGCUGCGCGUUUGCCAUCGACCGUCGCAUUCGAAGUUGAACCUCCGUGGAAUCGAGAUCGGCCAGGACGGAGUGAGCAGUUUGGGUAACGUGUCGUGCAAGAAGAGCCAAGAGUGGUGAAAGGCAGGAGUGCUAGAGAGAGAGCGAGAAGAGGAAUAGAGAAGCGUUACUACCAUCUGCAAGCAAGCGAGUGUGAAGAGAAAAGGAGGAGGAAGAAGCAAACAACAAGAAAACCCCGUGAUUCGAAAGUUGAACGUGCUCUUAUCCAACUAAACACACGCACACAUAACUUGCUCCCAACCCAGGCCCAAACCAACAUCGUCAUCAUCAGCUGCCCCCCCUCGGAGUGAACGGAAGAAGAAAUUGUGCUCAUUCCACGGUCUUCUUCUUCUGCCGUUUUGGCCUCUGUACAAUCGAGGUUACCACACGAGGACGGUGUGUGCCAAAACGAGGUGAGGUUUUUUUCUUCGCCAAAGAGAGAGCGAGCCAGCGCGAGCGGAAAAGAAAAAGCGGAAAUCGUGCGUGCGUGCGUUUAUCUGUGUGUGUGUGUUUGUUACGACGUUAUUUUUCUACGCCGUGACGUUGUCACUCUUGACUGUAUGUGAUCGAUACAUCCAGCAGCAGCAGUAGCAGCAGCAGCUUGCUAGCAAAUCCCGUUCAAUCGUGUCUAACAAAGCAACCGACGAAAAGUUGCAGCAGGAAGCGAAGCAAAAAAGAAACCUUGUGAUUUUUUUUUCUUGUUCCUGCGUGUUACCAACACUCGCUCGCCCCCCACCUUCCAGCCCGUGCGCGCGUCAUCAAGGCAGGCAAAAACGUGUUACAAAGCAGGCGCAGCUGCCGCCGUGUAUGUGUGUACGUGUGUGUGUGUGUGGUUAGCAAAUCAACCAAUAGAGAGAGUGGCGAAGCGCACCAAUACUACCUGGAUCUCACGUACAGUACAGUACGCAACAGCGAAAUUUGCCCUUCUAUUUUUUCGCCGUACCUGUGUGUGUGUAUCGGUCGUGCGUGUGUGUGUGUGCGCGUUUCGUUUUUGCAACAUCAUCAUCAGUAAAGCAGAGAAACGAGCAGCUUCAGCAGCAGCAGCAGCUUUUAUAUUUCCCUGUGUGAACGUGUGUACACAAUCGAAGUGCGUACACGUACGUACGCGUAAAUGAGUCUGUGUGCGUUUGUGUUAUAAUCCAUUUCGAUUGCUUUUUCGCCGUAAAAGUGCAAAAGUUGCGUGCGUGCGUGUGUGUGUGCGUUGUACGUCGAGCGACGACGACCAUCUUUGCCAAGCGCUUUUCGAUACGGGCCUGCAGCUGUGUGCGUGCGUGCCUGCCCUGGGUGCUGCGUAACCAACACGGACAGAACCGGAGUGUGCGUUAUAGCUAGUGACGAAAGCAUUUACCCCCGUUGUGCGUGUGUGUGCGUUUGUGUGUGUGUGUGCUGCGUACGUGUGUUUGACGAAGCAGGAAGCGCUGUAAUCCCCCAAACACACAUCCACACACACAGCUAAUACCUGAAAGCGUUACCAACACAGCUACACGUUGCCCUUGUUCAGCCCUGGGCUUGAGCUACACAAACGCAGCUUUUUGGAAGCAGCAGACGACCAGCCGAGACGUGUGCGUGCACACGAAAACAUCCCGUGCCUGUGAAGUGUGUGUUUGCGUUUUCGUGUAUGCUUCAAGGAUUAGUACAGUUGUGCCCGAGUUGUGUGCCACGUUAGAGAGACCCCCAGACCACCAGGGUCGAUUGUGCUCUAUCGCGUCCGCGUUGGUGUGCGUACACAAUAGCGCACCCCAGUCAACCCCACCACCACCCCUCCCCGUUUCGUUGUUGCCCGGGCUCACAGCUCUGAAUGUACGCAUCAGCACCGUGUCCGUACGCGCACAAGGUGUUAACGAACGCAGCAACCACUCGCCAGCAGUUGAAGGACAUUGCGGAGCGAACCGCCGUACCGUUAGCAACAUCCACACAGUGACAUCCCACCACCACCACCCACCAACCACCACCGUGCGAACAUGAGGAUAGAGGUGAAUUCGGCCGCCGACUUUCUGAUGAACCUGCUGCGGGUUCGGAAGGCGAACCAGCUGUCGGAGAGCCAGCUGCAGCACUUCAAGGGCUCGCUGGAACAGAUACUGACGCGCCAUUUCCAGUGCCACUGGUACCCGGACGUGCCGACCAAGGGUUCCGGCUUCCGCUGUCUGCGGAUCAACGGCAAGAUGGAUCCGAUCAUCGAGAAGGCGGGCCACGCGGUCGGGCUGAACACGGUCGUGCUGCGGAAGCUGCUCCCGCUGGAGCUGACGAUCUGGAUCGAUCCGGACGAGGUGUCGUACCGGAUCGGGGAGAACGGGACGAUCUGCGUGCUGUACGAUACGGCCCAGAGCCGGGCCAGCCCCUCGUCCGACCUGGACUCGACCGGCAGCAGUAGCGGGAUGGCGUGCGACGAGUUCAUCAUGGAGCGGGUCGGCCGGCUCGACCUGUCCGUGUCGUCGGUGGACAGCGGCAACGGUAGCGGUGGCGGCGGUGCCAUGAUGGUCGACUACCACCUGGAGCAGCACAGCGUCAGCACCAAGUCGCACCAGCAGCAGCACCAGCACCAGCACCACAACAAGUACAAUCACAACAACAACCAAUCGAACAACAACCACCAUCAGCAGCAUCAUUACGCGAAGCAGCGCCACAGCAACAGCAUGAGCUCGUCGUCCAGCGGACAGACCAGCCCACCGCUGAGCCCACCGUACGGUGCUGCCGCCGGCGGUUUCCUCAACCACCAGCAAAAUCUCGCCAGAUACCAGCAGCAGCAGCAUCCCCAUGGACCGCACCAGCAGCAGCAGCAGCACGGUGGCAACAACUUUUACCCAUCCCAGCCCCAGCAGUACUUCCCCUGGGACAACCAGUUCGUCAACAACAAGGUGCGCACCCAAUGUUAAGCCAGUCGACGGGUGUGAAGCAGGAGGUUAGGAGAAGGAGAGCUGCGAGGCGCGCGUAUCUUUCGCGCUUUCUCACACCGAAGCGUGGCGCUCUCUCCCUCGGACCCGACGCAGCAGCAGAAGCAGCAGUGGAGAAGGGCGCGGCGGAAUGUGAUCGAUCAACAGUGUGUGUGUAUGCCCUGUUGUAAUAUGGCGGGGGCCGAAAGUGGUUCAAGUUGUAAAUUGAUUUUGCGAUAGAGAGAGAGAAAGGGUGAGAGAGGGAAAAAAGAAAACAUGGAAGCUUAAUAAUGCUGGCAAAGCUGAAGAAGAAGAAAAUCGGAGAGCACCACCCCGAAGCUGUCCUUAGAAGACGUGUGGUUGUAUGUGUGUAUGAAUGUGUGUGUGAUCCUGCCCGGUCUUCUCGCGUACGUAUGUCCCUUUGGUGGUGCGUAUUUUGUUGUGCGUACGUGUGUGUCCUCUUCUGUUGCGUUGCGUGCGCGUCGAUCGUGUUGUGUGAGUGAGAGGCAAGAAGAGUCAAACAAAGGGGGGCGGCGGCAGAAGAACAACAGGAUCCAAAAGUAGUGUAACCACCACCAAUCUCUACAUAAUACCACCCCCACCUGUGUGUACAAAUGCAAGCAAACAAAAGAAGAGGAAGAAGAAGAAAGUGCGUCUGUGUGUCCUGUGUGUGUACAAAGAGAAUAUCCAUUGUGCGUUGCUUUCUGUUUGUGUGUGUACACGGAAGAAAAUUGUGAAUGCAGCCACAUUGAUGCAAACACACACACACACACGAGCGCCCCAAACACACAUACACACACACAGGCGCAAAAUCUCCAGCAGUCGACGACAACACCACCCCACAUUGAAGCAGGCGUUGAAGUCUGUUUUUCCCCAAAUUGCCAUCAUCAAACAAAGAAAUGCGCGUGUCUGUAUUGUAGUGUGUGAGCGCAUGUUGCGUCGGUGUGUGUGUGUGUGGGUGUGUGUGUAUGUAAAAAAUCCUGGAAUGGGGCUGCUGUGUAACGUGCGUGUGAUAAGAGCUAGAAGGGAAAAGAUCCGGAAUGAACGAGCGGAAGCAGCGGAGAGAGAUGGAGAGAGAGAGAGAGAGAGAGUUCCUACAUGAUAUAUAAUUGUUUUUUAAAUAAGGCGACAUGUUUUGUGUGAUGAGUGAACGCGCGGGUACCUUAUCGAAUAGUUGUAGUAGUAGUAGUGGUAGAGAGAGAUAGAGAGAAAGCGACACACAAAGCAACCCGCACCGCCACACCACGUACACGCACAGACGACGUACAACCGAACAGUGCAAAAUACACCCAUUGUUUUGGGAACAAUAGAUCUUCGAGUGAUCCAGAAGAGGAAGGCGCACGAGCACGCACGCACACUCACACACACUGUGAGAGAAGGAAGCUGUGUGUGUGUGUGCAAAUGACGACGAGUGAAGAAGGAGCAAGAGCGAGAGAGAGAGAGAGAGAGAGAGAGAGGGAGCGAAACGGAUGAUCUUCAGCAACUAGCGCCGCGCGCUCGACAUCGUUUACUUUGAUGCCCGCCGCGUGUGAUUAACCUCCUUGUUUUUUUUUAAAUGUUGUUAUUCUCCAAAAAAGAAAACACCCCUCCCCCUCCCACCCCCCUGUACUACAUGACCCCGUCACACUACCACCCUCCCUACACACUACCCCGCCGCAUCCAUCACAAUCAUCUGCUGCUGCGCGGGGGUUGAAGGAGAGAGCAUUAAAGUGGUGUGGAGAGCAAUAGGAUAUAAGAAGAGGAAGAAGAAGAAGCGAGAGAGCAUGUGUGUGUGUGAGAAAGCGAGGAAGAAGGAGGUGGUGUGUUGUGCGACGCAUUUCAAUUGUGAUCAAUAUUAAUUUCAAAACAAAUAUGCACACACACACUCACUCACACACACACACACACAUAUACGCGUGUGCGAAAGAUAAACCGUCUUUAAUAAUAUACCAGUAGGCAGCGGAAGAGAAAGAUGUGCAGAAAAUCGAGUCAUCAAUAUAACAGAACAAGAAGAGAAAGAAGAAGCGUAUACACAUGCACACACAAGAAGAAACAUCACUCUUGGUGUGGUGUGUAUUUGUAAAAGUGUGCGCGCGUGCGACAAAAAAUGAAAAAUUGAAAAUAUGAAUUGGUAAAGAGAAGAAAAGCGUUUGAGUAAGAGCAGGAACAGGAGAAGAGUACAAGCAAAAGAAAACACAAGUGAGCGAAAAUGAAAGAAAAAAAAGAAGAAAAAGAAAACAACAACUAUGAACAAAAAAAAAACUGCAACAAAACAACAAGAAACGAAACGUAAAAAUGUAAAAUCCCCCUCCCAAUAUUAUGAUGAUGAUGAUGAGGAUGAUGCGUGUGUGAUUCGCUCGUGACUGCAUGAAAGCUACAUUUGUAAGAGCGUUUGAAAAGUAGAAGGCAAAAGUCAUAUGGUGUAUGUGUAUGUGUAUGAGAGAGAGAGAGAGAAGGAGAGAAAGGAAGAGGAAUGUGAAGACCAACUCUCGCCCUAACCCGGCUAAAGUAUAAAAUAUAGUUUGUAAAGAAGAGCAAACACAGCAGGCAGAAACAACAACAAAACAACAAAACCACCACCCCGUUAAACGAUACUACUUUUUUUUGGAUAUACUUUACUCCUUUUUUUUUCGCGCGCGAUAUGUGUUUGUAUGAGUUUUUAAAAGAUUGUUGAAAUUAAAGAAAAGAAGCUAAAGUAACUUCGCAUGCGCGUGGGGCGACACAUGCUACACGGAGUUGUGUCGUGCCGUAGUGAAGCAGUAGAGAUAGCGGAGAGAGAGAGGGAAGAAGGAAGGGAGCCCAUAGAAGGAGGCCCUCCAUUUUUCCGGGGAACAAAACAAACACCUAAACUCACCAACCAGUCCAAAAUAAUUACUUUAGUAAGAGAGCGUGUGUGUAAUAGUGAUUUGCAAUUUUUGUGUAUAAAAAAACAAACAAACGAAACAAAAACAAAACAACUGAUGCCAGAUUUCUGUUCUUUUGUGUAUUACACUUUUAAUAUAUCCUAUCCGGGUUUUGCAUUUCCCGAACCGCCCGCUAAACCCCUCUCCUUUUGUCGGUACGUGGAAGAUGUUUUUUUCCGGGUGUUGGUGUGAUUUUCGGUCGAUGCGAGACAGUGUUUGUCGAGUCUUUUUUGUUUGUGUUGGCUUGCGAGGAGGACGAGGACGUCUUGUUUCUUCUUUCGCAACAUCUUGAAAAUGGAAACAAAAAUCAUGUUGUAAGUCGCUCAAAAACUGACGAUUUGCUGAUUUGCGUGUCACUAUUUUUGGGCGGUACGAGAGAGAGAGAGAGAGAGAGAGUCCUUUAUUUCCACUGCCGCGGAAAAGUAUGAUAAACUGUAGUACAAAAACGCCUCGGAAGGAAUCGCACUAUGGGCGGCAUUCCCGAUUUUAUACAACAACAACAAAAAAGGAGAAAAACGCUUUCAACGAACGGCCAAAAGGAGAAGCCAAGUGGGCGGCGGAGAUCGAAGAGUGAUAGAUGUGAUAGAUAGAGAGAGAGAUGAUGGAGAGACGAAUGAUGAUUUGUCCCCCUUGAUAGCGAGUAAGCUGUGCGAGAAGCGAGUGAAUCCAGGGCGGGAAAGUGAGGAGGAGAGGGACGAUUAGUUUAGAUUAAACGUUUGUGUUUUCCUUAGUUUUUUUUUCCUUUUUUAAAGUGUAAGGUCCCAUUUCUUCCACCCUCUUCUAAUUGUCCACCCACACGACACGAAAGACCCACCCGACCCGACCCGACCGCCUGCUACUGUUGUCCCCUUAUCUGUGAAAGAGUUUCCCCAUUUUCGUGGGAACCGAUUUGAGUAUAAGUGUGUGUUUGUGUGUGGGGGGUGUGAAAGGAGGUAGGGAGGGUGGGAGUUUGUAUGGGGUCGGGAAGGAGAAAGAGCAGGGUAGAGAAGGGGGGUGAUAAGGCGCGCAUUCAACAGUCACCAGCAGCGGUAGGAGCAGCGCUGGGGUGGCAUUGAGAGAAAAAUGGCGACGAACUACAUAUUAGGGUGUAAGAAGCGAAGGGCAGCGAAGAAGAAGCAGAAGGGAGCUAAGGAGGAGAAGGAAUCGAUUGUUUAUAAAAAAAAAAACUAUAUAUGUAUACAUACGAUGAAAAAAAGGAACACUACUUUAUAUAUAUAUUUGCUUAUAAUUAUUUUGCUGUAACAAUUUUCGAAUCAAAGAAGAAAAGAAAAUAACAUCUACACUUGCAUUAAAAAAACUUAAAAAAAUCAGGCUUCUUUUUUGUUUGUUUUCUUUCCACUUAUCCGUUUUAUGUUUUUUUUCUCCAUCGUGUCAGGUUCGAUCAUCGUCACUUCAAGCCGCGGGGCCGUACGAGCACCCCCAUUCGCUUUCUUGAUUUUUCGCCUCUUUUUUCGUUCCGUGUUCGUUUUUCUUCUCCUCCGCUUCGAUCGACUCUUCCAGCAGGGCCCACACAAUACUGCUGGCUUCAGUGGCCAUCUUUAUCCGCCUCAGCGUUGUCCGCACGUGCUGUCCUCUUGGUGUGGUGCAAGGAACAGGGAAGAAGCAGGAUGAAAUGGGGCUUGUUUAUUAAAGAAAAAAACAUAGUUAAAACGAAACCAUAUUAAUCUUAAUUUUGGGAGCGGGAUUUAUUGGAACCCCUCUUGCAGGGAGGAAAUAUGCAUGCGGGGGAAAACGGGGGAAAGGCAAAUUUGCUACACGUGGAACUAAUGGUAAAAAUGGGGUUUGUGUUUUUGUGUUCGUUUUCCUUUCCUCAAUGUGUCCUAUCUUCGUAUAGGAAGCUUCCAUAGUAUUUUGAGAUUCUUCCAUAAGUUCAAUAAUGUUCAAGGCUUGCCAAUUGUUAUGGAACAUAAUCCUAAAUUUGAUUGGCUUUAGAGGUCGUCCUUCAGAAGAUUCAUUUGUGAGAACAUUCAGUUUCAAAUACUUGAUUAGACCUUUUUAAAUAAGUAAACUUAUAAGCAUAUGAGGAUCAUUUUGACGUAUUUAGUACACUGAAUUGAUUAUGUUGUACUAUCAUUUACUUUUGCUUCAAUGUCACAACCAGUAAUGGUUCAAAAUUGUUAAGAAAUACUUUUAAUCACGAAGAACCUGGGAAUGAAUUGAAAAAUAAAUUGUUGGAAAAAUAUGAAAACGCUUUAGGACGAAAGAGCCUAGCGUGAAUGAUUCUUGAAACCGCCCCGAAGGUUGCAAUCAAAUCAAAUCUUUCCAGUCAUCUUAGCUAGUCAGGAACUUCGGUUGGAGUAGUAAUGCGAUCAUCGAGCAUUGUUCGGCGAUCAUUUCUUGUCUAUCAUGCUCACGAUUUGGAGCCUUUUUGAGAAGAGAAUAUCUUGGGAUUUCGUUCAAACGCGAUAGCUCUGGGACGAUAUUAAAAUCAAGUUUUCUUUCUGGCGAAUUGAGACAUUGCACCCUGAAGGAAUGAAGGGAAAACUGGUUCAAUUUUGAUGAAGGCUUUUCGAGGCGAGAAACAAAUGUGUAACGCCGCAGCUUUUUAUUCCUCCAUUUGAGCCACAACCACAGUCGAAAGUGUGGUAGCAUCGGUGUGCCUCCUUUGUAUGGAAUUUUCACACAGCGCAUUUUCUCGCAUUUUGCUGUGCAUCUGCAUGUGUGUGUGUGUGUAGGGUUGCAUUUUUCCCAUUUUCCAACAAUAGGCAGAUGAUGCGUUUGUGUGUGCAACGUGUGCCAUCAGCACAACACCCCGAGCACAUUUCCCACACCAAUGCCUCCUGCGCCACCAACAAACACGCACCUGCACACACACACACAUACACAUACACCCAUUGCAUUGAGUGAGUCACGUAGGCUUCUCCAAAGCACAACACACACAACACACAGACACAGAGGGCCGUUUUAAAAAUAGCCCACGCAAAAGACAAAGGGCUUGGAAAUCGUGGUGGCCUCCCCCCUUGCACGCGAGACCGUGUGUUGGUUGGGUGGUGGCAUUGGUGGCGCAGGGGGCGGCCUGUGUGUUGUUUCCAGUGGCGAACAAGGUUUUCCACUCUCUCCCCCCCUCCCCCCCCCUCUCUACAGAAAAACGAAGGGCGACUGUGUGCAUACAGAGUCCUCCCCGCGCGGGUGUGUGCGCCCAACGACGCAAUAAAAGCGCGUACAUACACACACACGUACACUGCAAUCGCUUGUGGUUGAGAGGGUUGAAAAUUUGCCAAAAAAAGGCACCCCUCUUUUCGCGACUGUCUGUGUGUGUGUGUCUGUGUAGACUACGUAGACAGGCAACAACAAGGGUGUCUAGAUUGAUCUAGGCCCUAUGAUUCUUUUUUUUUUGGUUUCGCUUUGCUGUCAUCGCUUGCCAUGAUACCGUUGUUGCUGAUUAAAUAGAGCACACACAGAGCCACACACACACACAAUGUACUGUCGUUAGGGGUGCGAGAAGCGUGUACUGCUGCUGCUAGAUGAUGAUAAUGAUGAAGAUUAGAUGCUGCUGCCGACUCUUCCUCGGCAUCGCAUGCAGAAAAAAGCCGUUUUUUGUUUGGUUUCGAGUCUAUGCUCGUGUGUUUGUGUGUGCACUAGUAGCUAUGUGAGAGUGUGCUACGUGACUGAACGCACAGCCGCGUAGCUAGCACACGCACACACACUCGCAUCCCAUCUAUGCUGGCUGGGUUUGCUCCCCGUAUGCAUGGCAACAAACAACAUGAACGCAUCAUGAUGUUCUUCAAAAUGGCUGGUCGCUAUGUGCUGCCCCCAGGCCCUCGGGGAAAGGCGGUGAAGGGGUUUUUGUUUAUUUAAUUUUUUUUAUUCAAAGCUAUUCGGAGCUUUUGAUUCGUUGGAGUUGGGGGGGGGGGGGGAAUUAAGGGACAUCAAAUUUUCCAACCACACAUGGAUGUGGUUUUCAACAAAUUGGGCAUUCUUUGUGCAUCACACUCCUUACUUUGGAUCCCAUGUAUUAAGAUUUGGAAUCCAGUGUGGCCACAAACGUUUUUUUGUCUUAACACAGCCUUUUUUAUUUAAAAAAUCUUUACAUUUUUUGUAUGCAAUUGGUUUUUUUUUUGCAAAAUUACCAACGAAGAAUUGCCGUGAAUGCUGUAAGUAGCAAAUGCUGAACAUCCUCGCGCAAAGCGUUCGAAAGAGGCAUCUUGUUGCAGUUUGCUUUGGACAGUGGUAGUACGGACGAGGGGGUGUAAUUCUUCUCUCCUCAAUGGAGGAAUACAACAAACAACAACAAAAACAACAACGUAGUACAAGAAACGUUUCUCUAAUUUAGUGACUGCCAUCAUCGUGUAAAAAACAAGAAAAGAAACAGAUAAUCCUAAAGACACGAACAAAGACGACAAGCAGAGGUGAUGGCUGUUCCAUGGUGUCCUCCAAGGAUUUACAAAUUCUGCCGUUAGUAUCGUGAACGUUUUGGUAAGCUCUCGCCCUACGCUUGCCUGCACCAUGCGUAUGUGGGUUUGCUAUUGUGGGUGUGUAUAUUUGUAGCAGAUUUUUUUUUUUACAUUUUUGUACAUAUAACACUACACUACCGAUGCAAAACAGAAGUCUGUUGUUUUCCCAGCUUGUUGGGAAAGGGGGUGAUCGGGGAAUGAGGCGGUCUAUGUCAAUGAUUCCCUUUUUGAAGGGAGAAGCAAGUGUUAAAGUUGCAAUAAAUGUUUAUCUAAAGCCUCAAAAACUGAUAAUUGUUCAAUCAGAGUUUGCUGAAGCAUUUAUUAUACUUCGUCUUCUUUGUGUGCUUUUUACAUCAAACUACCACCACACCGGCACUGCGAUGGACAAUUCCACCUCCAUGAUCGACGUCCAAGGGAUUGCCUUGAAUGUAUCUUCCUGUGAUCUUACUGCCGCGGCUCUGCAAACGGAUAGUAACCUCUAAAUGUAUGCUUUACUCAUUUGCAAUAUAUAUAUAUGCGACCAGUUUUGGGGCUCGUGUGUGCAGUCGCCACCGAAGUCGAGUCAAAAAAACCCUCCCACUACAUCCUUAGUCCUAGUUAGUGCGGCAGGGGGGGCACAGAAUGAAGCAAGAUUCAAUAACUUUUUAACGAUCUGUGAUUUCGGGACAUAAUGAAGAAGCUCUGUACUUCUUCCUCGUGUCUGUCGCUAUUGCUAUUUAGCCAAUGUCUUGGAUUGUUUCUAGUCUUGUUAAAACUGGAAUUGCGUAUGUGCUGGUGGGUGCUGGGGAGGUACGAUUCUUAAACCUGUGGUGGAUUGUCAAUGCACAACGAAUGCAAUAAACGUAUACGUUCAUGUAACGCUAUGAAUUUUGGGUUCUAAGACCGCCGAGUUUGAAUUUUUCAAGAUAAUUGCUUCCUACAAUGUUCUCAACUUCUUAACUAUGUGCAUGAAGAAUAAGCAACGGUUAGAAAGAUAGGGAAAGAUUGGGCUGUUUCAUAAUAAAAGAAAAAGACAUUUCCUCUCUUCCCCAAAAGGCGAUUAUUAAAUUAUUAUGGACUUAAAAAAGGGGAAACAAGUUAGCGAAGAGUAGUAAUUUAGGCACCUGAUCGAACAGUUGUUGUGAUUUAAUAAUGCAAAUCAAACAAACUAGGAACCAAGCUGGUCAAGUUAGAGUAAACGUAACUCUUUGUAGGAAAAAAGAAGGAAAAGAAAACAAUCUAAAAGAAAAAUAAGAAUGGUAAUACAAUCGAAAACAAACACAGGGAUAUAUUGUUUAUUCUUUUUUGGUUGUUGUUGGUCUAAGGUGCGACUAAGUGUGAUACUGUCGCUUCCUUCACAAAACACACAUACACACACGCAAGGGAUAUGAUCAAUGGAGCGCUUAAUGAAAUAUAUUUGAAUGUGAUAAUAAAUAUUUUUAUAUAAAACCAACCAGGUACAAAUGUGAAGGCGAGAGAACAAGAGAUAGAGAGAGAGAGGCUUUUUAACAAAUGGCUGGAACACACUAUGGAUUAUAGAUGGAAAAAAGGGAAAAUAUUAACAAAACGAGACAACCUGCGAGAGUCGCUUUUAAGGCACGCACACAACUAAGCCCAUAAGUUAUUUGCUUUUUGUUGUUGUUGUAAGAAAACAAACCCAAAAGAGAUACAAACAAAGCGGAACAGAUAACAACAGGAAAAUCAAAUCACCAAAAUCACGCAACCACAAAACAAAGUUUCAGAUUCGUUUGAAGUAAUCCAUACACAUGCAGACGAGCGAAAACUGACACACAACUCGAGCAGAAAACACAAACAAAACAGUCAAAAACAAAGAAAACCACAACAAUUCUUCUCCACCAGGCAAAAUCACAAACUAAAUAUAAACAAACACGAUAAAGCAAGUAAUAAGCCACAGAACAAGUCAAUGGAAAGCAAACAACAAAACAACUUGAAAAAAACAAGAGUCCUCAUUCUGUUUGCAGGCUGGACUGCGGAAAGCUGCAGAUUGCUACAGGGUGAUAGCGUGAAAUGUGCUUAUGAUUUUGUUACGAAACGAAAAAGGGGACGAUCGAACGCGCGCGGGUGUCGUCGUCUCUCCAAUCUCAAUUGUGAUCUAAUGACAAAAACAAAACCAACAAGAUGUUGAAACGAUUUUAACUGACGGUUAUGUCCUUUUAAACGAUUCAAUUAACAGUCUAUAGCACGGAAGUUUUUCGGCUGCAAAAACAAAGAAAAGAGCGAAGAAAGAAGACAACAUUAGGCAAACGAUUAUGGAUAUGGCUCUUUUAGUCUAAGGUGUGUAUAAAAAGAGGUACUAUCACAUUCAUAGAUAUUAAUUACGACAGCAGAAAAUCUCACUCUAGAAAUCAUAUGCGUUGCGCGCGGGUAUAGAGGGUAGCAACAGUGGGUGAAGACAACCUGAAGUUUGAGAGCACUGUGCAAUAAUCUGUGUGUUGCAUUUGCUGUGCCAGGAGGAGGAGGAGGGCCAGUAUCGUACGAACUCGCAAAGCUUCACCAUCAGUUUGGUGUGGAUGAUCAUGAUGAUGGUAACACAAUUGAUAGUAUGUAAAAGGCCACAGAAAUACACAAAAAUCAUUACCACUCAUCCCUUAACAUCCCUUGGUGCCAAUGAGAAAAUAGAACGAUAAACGAAACACGUUCAAAUAAAAGUUUUUAAGCAAAACAAAAACUUUACAAAACAAAGGCUGUUGCAUGUGGAGCAAAACACGUCCGCCGGAGGUUUUGGAGGAGUAGUUUAAGACGUUUCUCUGUGAUUGCAGCCUUGUUCUCAUUCCUUUUUGUGCUAGGUGAAUAAGAUCGGCAAUUUCGAAAAUAAGAAAAUAGUUCCUUGUUUGUUCGGCGAACAAAAUCGCUUCAGAGCAAAUUGACGACCACACAGCAGCAACAGAAAGGCUGCAACGGGUGCAGAGAAACUGAAUUGGCUCCAUCUCAGAUCCAUCACUGAUCUCCAUAUGAUUGGCGAACCAAACGAAUCGUUAAAAAUCACUUGCCUCAAUCGAUAGUACUUUUUGCAAACAAUUGUUUCAAAAACUGAAUAUAGAACUGUGAAGUAGGUUUCUGUUUUCAAUACGAUUAUUGCACAAAAAUAAACCGAAGACGAAGUAGAAAGGCGGUAUACCCUAACGCCGUGCUUCUUCAAUACUCAGCUCUAUCUCGAGUGAGUUUGUGCCGAUUGCGUUCUCUCGGUUUCGUUAAUCUUUGCUGCGCUUUGCUUUUGCCGUUUUUAAACACUAACCUGUCGAGAAUACUUUAUGUAAGAAAAAGCAACAAACAGAACAAUACAGAAAUCAAUAAGACUACAAAACCAACGUACAAAUUAUAGGUAGUGUGUAGUGUUGCGGGGGCUGUGAAGAAGAACACUAUGCGCUGAAUGGGUCAUGUUUUACAUUACUCUGUCGCGAUAAUAUGCCAUAUUGUGUGUGGUGAGAAUUUACAGCGGUAAAGUGUGGCGACUGUGGCGAUACGUGGCUGCAAUACAUGAAGUGUGUGUAGUGUGCAAGAGAUAUGGCAUGAGAGCUGGAUUUGUGGAGGAUGUUUUUAGUACAUUUUUUGCAGAUACUGAUCGAAGAUUGGGUCCAACAUUUUAGUGACGAGUUUGAAGACUCGUGGGAGAUUGAGACCUACCAGUGUGUUACCAUCUAUCUUAUCAAUUUUGGACUCGACACAGGCUUUAGACUUUGACUCAAGUUAAGAUGUAAUUGAAUCUUUGGAAGAUCCUGGAAAAUACAGGCCUCAGAUUGCUAUUCUGAGUUCUCUAAAAUCUGAUAUCUGUAGUUGAAACUUUUCUGAGGACCAAGAUCAUUAUUGGAACACUCACGAAGUAGUUACAUGAAAUAUCUGAGGUUUCUGGGAUAACUUAAGGCCUCAGAGAGAUACAUUCAACGUGGCAAAAGAGCUGAUUGGAUAUCAUUUUGAGGAUCUUGUGUAAUGUACGACCUGAAUGUAAGAUCUGAUGUUUCUCAUUGUAGACUGCGGACUCAGGCCUGCUUUGGUAGACAUCUGUGUGCGUUUUGAUGUCUAAGAGCCGUCUUGAAACCUCAUUUCCCAAAUAUUCACCAGCCAGUUUGGAUAUCUUCACAACACACAGUGAACGUUUUAUGACGCUUUGGAGCAAAUCGUGUGUGUCCAAUUGUCAACUGCUACUGUACUGCAAGAGCUAAUGGGUAAGCCCCUUCUGUCAUACACCUAGGUGGUACGAUUUGCAUUUAGAUCUUGUUUGUGGUAUCCCACGUUUUCUUUUAUGUACCGUAGAUUGGUGCGUCUAGGCGCCGUUUUGAAAGUUUCCUGUGUCUGACCAGCGGCAGCCACAAGAGAUUGGAGAAUAUCUUGAUUUUUUGCUUCCACCUUGUGCCCAACACCAUCCGGCGUUGGACCAGAAUGUCCAGCAGUAGCAGCCUGUUUUUUUUUCUUUCAUUUCUUGUUUGCGCCUAAGCUGGCUGUUGUUCGGGCUCCGGCGAUCUCACGCGAUCGAACUUUAUGAUAGGCAAUUUUUUUUUAUCGCCCUCUCCGUCCAAACCACUUUGCGCGGGGCUCUGGAGGUUGUGGAUUUGGUUUGUAGAAGAAAACAAAAAAACGGAGAAGAAGGCGGAGAAAAACAACGUAGUGGUUUUUGCACCACACCGCAGCAACCGGUUCGCGAUCGCGAUGUGUUGUUGUUGUGGUUUUUGUGUAAGGCGAUGAGUGUGCUUCGUCAAACUCGUCGUCCCCGCUCUCUAUCUUCACCGCUUCGCUGCUUUGUUGAUGGUGUGCGGAGAGCGUUCCGUUUCUGUACGCAUUCGCAUCUUGGAAAGCCUGUUUUCUUUCUCGACUCUCCCUCAAAUCGGGCACGCAUCUUUGUUUUGCGAGCGCAGUAAGCAAUUGGGGGUUAAGGCGCGCUGCGCCGACAGUCUUGGGCAAGAUGUUGAGAUCAUUUGUGUCGGCCCACCGCAUCAAGACUAGGCGGUCGGUGGACACGGGUAGUGCGCGGGUGUUGCGAGCUUGCGAAUGCGUUCGAGCAACCGGUUUUUGGCCCCUCUGGUCGUGGUCGUGUUUGCGUUUUCUUUUACCGACAAUUCCCACCCGGAGGGGAGAGAGCAGAGAGCAUAUGUGGUUGCGCACGACACAGAAACAGGUUUUGAAGUCGUCCAGCAGCAGCGUGCGUCUUGCGAGCGUGUCUUGUUGCUCUGUCGUGUGCGGUUGUAAGGAUAACAGUGGGCUACUGUCGCCUUCUCGCGGUUGGCGAUGGACUUGGAAAUCAUUGCCUCAUAAACAGCCAGAGACAUAAAUUUUACGUCCUAUCCUUGCCGUUUAGUGAUGGACGGCACUAUACUACGAUUGCCGUUCAUUCAUGGUCCCGGGCUACGGUCAUCUGUGCUUAAAUACCCAUGUCUGGGCGUUUCAGUGCGUUUAUAUUCCACGUUAAAGGACAACUUUCGAUUGCACACAUCAUGCAUGAAUUGCAGCACAAACGAUAACGAAAACCUUCAACACGUCCACAGCCGCUACUCAUCAAAAGAUGCCGCCGUUAAAAGUCGAGUCGAAUAAUGUACAAAUUUUUAACGAAACGAAAACCACAACCGCAAACGCCCACACAUACCCAACACACCGAUACAAAGCAAAUGGCGCGCGAACCCUUACAAACAACUAAACGACUAACCUUAAAAACAAAGAAAGAUAUAAGAAGCUAAACAAACGAGUUAGACAGAAACAAAACAACAAAACGGUGCAAACAUUCAUAUAGAAAGAUGUAUAUUUUUUUAUACCAGUUAGAUAAGGAAAGUGAUAAACGAUCGGAACAACAAGAGCAAGCCGCCACAUAUUCACAAAACAAACGAAGAAGUGAAAAAAAACAGAGCAGCAAAAGCCAAUCCCAAAUGUGUUAACAAAAAGAUAGAGAAAAAGAGACAGCUGAAAAGGAAGGUGUGAAAAACACAAAACUCUAACAAAAUCGAUGCAACAAGAACUGUGAUUGUAAUACGAAACAGUGUAACGGGAGGAGAACAGCAUUGCAACUAAUGCACUUUACAAAACAACACCGCUGAUAACGUAAGAGAACGUUAAAACCACCAAAUUUUUGAAACUCUUGCUGACAAAUUAAAUCAGUAAAAGCGAGAGAGAGAAAGAGAGAAAGAGGGAGAACCUAAAAACUGUUGAGAUUAACGAGCUCUGAGGUUCCCUGCACGCAUUGUUGUUAAACUUUUAACCGGUUAACGAAAAACACAAUCAUUCGUAGCAGUUUACGCUGGUUUGCAAGGAGACACAACAACACGAUACGAGAAGGAGAGAUGGCAUGUGUUAUAUUUUUGCAAGUUUGUUAUUUAAAUUAUUAAUGAAGCAACAAUUGUACGAUUGAGGGGCUUAAGCAGAGAGCGAGAGCAACAUUUGAAUGGUGCAGAAUUUUAUGUAAAAACAAACGAACAAACGAUACAUUGAUCUAAACUGUUUACUAAAACGACAAAAAUGACAAAAUUUAUUGUGUAUGUAGCAGACGAAUUGCAAGUAUAAUUCUUCGAUUAUCAGAAGACAUAACAUCCCCGUCACCUCCUUCCCCCAAGUUAUCUAUGUGUACAGUUAUGUGUAUAGAAAUGUAAAAAAAACAACAAACAACAACAUUAGCAUAAAUAUACAUUCACAAAGUGAGGAAGUGUCCGAUAGGAGGUGGUGAAAAAGAUACACGAAAUCGCUAGAACGGCGAUCGAAUGAAAAAAAAACUGUGAAUGUUGUAAUGCAAGUAUAUUAGUUCAAUUUUGAACUGGGCAAAUUUUGGAGCCAAUUUAGAGCCACAGGCCCGCUUACGUGCGCGCGUAUAUAUGUAAAAUCACAAUCGAUAAUCACCAUCAGCACUCAGAUCAGCAGAAACAGGUCAUCUCAUUGUCAUUAUCACAGAUGAGACAAAUGGUUUGUGUACAUGAGUAUGUAAUAUGUUUGCAACAAGGAGCAGGAGACAACCGGCAAAAUUCUCUCACGUUUUCGUUGGGAUGAUUUAUGUUUGUAAAAAUGACCAAAUAAUAACAGCAGAAGCAACAAACGGGAAGGACUCAUAUAGUUAUUCGGGGAUGAUAAAUGCGUCCCCCAACUUACCCCACCACCACCAUGUAUCUCUACGAUGUCUUUUGCUAUCGAUAUAGAUGUAUCUGUUUGUUUGUUUUUUUACAAAACCUUGUUUUUUGUUUCGUUGAAGUAAUGUUAUAUUGGAAAGAUUAACUUAAAUCAACUAAAAGAAAUGACACUUAUCCUAACCUUCAUUUAUAUUUUGCGAAUAUGCGUGCCAGAAACGUGUUACAACAAGCCACGUGGAAGUGUGUGCGCGCGAACGCGUGUUAGCGUUUGCCCAAUUUGAAAUUGAUCUCGUAGAAUGAACUAAGACCAGAAACAUUCAGUAUUGUUUUGAAUUUUGUAGAAAAAGAAAACCCCAGAACGCGUGGUUAGAAAAAAAACAACUAUCGUUGGCUACAAAAUAAACAAAAAAAAGAAGAGAAGAAUAAAAAAACAAACACAUACAAAUGAAAACUAUAAAACAAAAACGAACGGCUGUUAAACAAAAACAAAACAAAACAAAACAAAACAAGGAAGAACUGAGUAAGCAAGUAAGGCGAGAAUUUGUACAAAUCAACACGAAACUAAUAACGAAUGCAAUGGACAAACACAGUACUACGUUUAAAACCUACACCAAGAGAAGAUUACAGACUCUUUGUCCACUCUACUAUUCACUUUCAGUUCAUCACCACCACGCCACACAAGCAAAAGUCUCACGUGUGUGUGUAAUUGAUCGAGCAUUUAUAUAUAUACGGAAAUGUAAUGUGUGUAGCGUUCUGUUCUGAGGAUACUUUGGAAAUGUUAAUAACAAUGUUUAUCUUUGUGUUUGGUGAGUUAAAAUUUGCUGCUAAAAUUGGAAAAUCAUGCAGAGAACAAUGAAAAAAGUAAAACUGAUAUAAAAUAUACCAAAUAAAUCAGAAAUUUUGAAGUGUUUGUUAAAGACACUUGAUCAGUCUGUUAUUUGCCGUUUUUGGCGAAUAAACUUUCACAAAAACCACAUGACAAACAAAGCGUAUUGUUGUACAGCACACACACACACUUAAUGUAUAUCCCGUAAUCCAUUUUCAAAAAAAGUUUACUUUUUUCGUUCGAUUGUUCAUGGUGUUACAAUCAAUCAAUCAUUCGUUUUCGAAAUCUAUUGCCACAAUUAUGCAUCAACUUUGUCAACCGAUCGCCGAGCGAUCGUCAUCGGUUGUUGGUGUAGUACAAAGGUGUUACGAGUACGAGGAGCAGAACGCAGAAACCCAGAUUGAUGAUAACAAGAUACUUUAAAGUGAAACAUUUUUUUUAUAAAUAGAGCAUCCUUGUACGCGUCAAAGUCUUUUUAAAUGUGAAAUUUAACCUUUCUAUCUACCCCGCCGUGUUGUACCUUAUCAUUGGCAAGCAAGAAGACAAAAAAAACAAUGCAUUUAGCGUAAACAAAAGGAACAAUUUUGAGCGGCGGGGAGAGGUAAACAUACCACACGCACACAUACCACGUUGUCCAAAAGUUGAAAAACAUGAAAACACAAACAUUGACAAAUGAAAAUGGAAUCAAACAAAUGAAAUGAAAGAUAUGUACCAAGAUAGAGCGUGGAAGCAAAAGAAAACAAAAAAGUAACAAAAACUUAUUCUUAUAUCGAUGUUAAAUAAUGUAAAACCUAACCUAUCCAAAACAAAACAAAAACAUGGCAACCGAACAUGAAAACGAAUCGAAUUUGAUGUGUAAAAUGUUUGCAAGAACAGCGAAUAGUGCAUGUAAAUUUAUCCGUUUCUUUCCAUUGCAAUCUUAACUCACUCAACAAUUAAACACACCCAUACAAACAAAAAUUGUAGAGUUUUCUUAUCCGAUGUAUAAAACAUAACUGUAAUCGAUUUGAAAAGCAUUGAUAAGAAUUUGUACGAAAUACCCCAAAAAUCAAAAGGAUGGAAAAAAAACUCCAUCGCUUAUUAUCCAUACACGAGACAGUGAAUCGAUUGAAAAAGAAAAUCUCCUUACUUGAAAGUGUCGUAGUACGCCAAACAAUGUUUGCGGUAUGAUGAUAAUGAAGAUGAUGAUGUUAACGAUGAUGCACCAACAUACGAUGAUAAACCCAUAGCACACUGCAACCCAGACAAACAUUUCAUACACCAUCUACUUUUACCACCCAUUCCUAGUACCAGUGAUAGUGGAAAGAGGAAAGAAGGGAGGAGUGAACGUAAGAGAGAGAGAGAAAGAGAGAGAGAGAGAAAGGCGAUAUAUUCUUCAAAAUGUUUGUAAAUAACAAUGUGGUGUGUGUCUCCCUUUAAGGGUGGGAAAGAUAGCUGGGCCAGGGACAGCAUAAUACAUAAAUCGAAGUCGUUGAUUAUUGUGACAAGAUUGAAAAGAAAAACAGAAAAAAACAUACUGACAAAAUAAUAAAAAAAAGAAACUACGAAAAAGAAUCACAACAUAGAAAAACAUGACGAUUAAAAUGGAAAAAGAUAAUUUGGAAACAAAGGACGCUAUAACGUUUGUUGGUAAUGCUAAAAUUUAAUUUAAUAUGACCAAUGGUAAAAGUCGUAUUUUUUUCUUUUUUUUUUGCAAUAAGAUCUGCAUAAACGUGUCAUAAAUGCGCCAGUCAAUGUGUUAUAUGCGCUUUGUUUGAGCGACCGUUCAUAACCGAACGAAAGAACGACUUUCUUGAUCGCGCUUGCUAAGAAUAAAAUAAAAACGUUCCUAAAGUACAAGCCACGCACCAUACUGCGGCAACAAGCAGAAGUUGAAAAGCAACCAACAUCAUACACAACUACAAGCGAUGCAUACGGAAAGAAAGCGCAUCUGCUACUACUGCAAAAAUUAUACUGUAACACGCGCUAAUGGUGUUCAAGAUCGACUAUCGACACCUCGUUUCGCGCUGGUUGGUAGAACAGCGAGGAAGAAAUUGAUUUUUUGUGUCAAUGAAAGUUUAAGCAAAGACUUUAUUUCUUUAAGAAACACACAUACACAAUGCAAAAAAAAGAACAAAAAAGAAACAACACAAAAACACGACCCCUCCUGCAAAUGGGAUUGGUAAACAUCAUUAUACGUUGGAAUUAAUUUGCUCUUAUUUUACUAGAUUUACUAGUUUUCUUAUUUUUUAAUUAAUAAACGAAGGAGGAGAAGAAGAAAAACAACACGACUAUAUGCAAACCAGAAAACGGAAAGCAAAAGAAAAACACAAAAAAAAGAAACAAAUGCAAAACUAAAUGAUGAAAAUAUACAAAUAUAUAUAUAUUACAUGAUAAAUACGCGAUGGAAAAUAAAAGGGAGAAAAAGCAGACAAAAAAAAAUUACAAAAAACAUAACUAAAACACCCACAAUCCUAUUCUCCCUCAUCAUCAUCCAUCCCCUUCCCAUUUCCUAAAUAUUGAACAUAAGCAUAUAAAUAAAUAUAAAUAUAUAUAUAUAUAUAUAUAUUAAAAUGAUUAUGAGCAUGAUGAUAAUAUUUGCAAGAAGAGGAAGAAAAGAAAACGAAAUAAAAAAAAAUAACAGCAACUAAUUGUACAGAGAUUACGGCGAUAACUGAUGAUGAUAAUGAUAAACUGACGAAGAAGAAGAAUAUGACGAUGAUGAUAAUGAUAAUGAUGAUGCUAAUGAAAAUACACAGCAUGCUGGAAAAAUACAAUUGAAAGUAAUUAAAACCGUAUAUUAUACAUAGAAAUAAUAAAACUCAGCAUACAUUUGAUGAAAAAAUUAAA